UACAUGAACGCCAACUUUGUGGACGGCUACAAUCAGCCAAAAGAGUUUAUUGCGACGCAGGGUCCCAAGCCAGAGACGGUCGAUGACUUUUGGCGCAUGGUCUGGGAGUAUCGCUCAGAAGUGGUGGUGAUGAUGACGGGCAUUCGUGAAGGCGGUCGCAUCAAGUGCCAUCGCUACUGGCCAGAGCAUACCGAGGCGCCCCUCGAUACACAAAACUUCCAGAUCUCGAUCGCAUCGACGGAGAACAUGAAACAUUACAUUCUGACGAAGCUGACGCUUGAGCAUCGCGCCUCGGGAGCCACGCGGGCCGUGUCGCACUUUUGGUUCACAAACUGGCCGGACCAUGGCGUACCUCACGAGACCUGGGAGGUGAUUGACCUGGUCAAGGCCGUCCGUCGUGCUCGGACAGAUCGUGCACUUCCCGCUGUGGUGCAUUGCUCGGCUGGAAUUGGCCGCACCGGUACCUUUUUGGCCGUGGACAUGGGCAUUCGCAGCUUGAACAAUCCGCACCGCGUUGUGGACGUGUUUGGUGACAUGAUCAAGCUGCGCACGCAACGAGGCGGCUCGAUUCAGACCUUUGUCCAAUACCUCUUUGUACAUCAAGCCAUGAAGGACUAUGUGACCCCAGGCAACUCC
Molecule: messenger RNA, 636 nt
Organism: Monosiga brevicollis MX1
Lineage: Eukaryota; Choanoflagellata; Craspedida; Salpingoecidae
Exons: 6
Biological process (GO): protein dephosphorylation
Molecular function (GO): protein tyrosine phosphatase activity
Source: RefSeq, a predicted model, not a curated record